Messenger RNA from Prorocentrum cordatum, 1085 nucleotides. The record is from the annotation of a GenBank genome assembly. NCBI's taxonomy places the organism in Eukaryota, Dinophyceae, Prorocentrales, Prorocentraceae.
AUGGCGCGUUGCGCAGACGCGGCGGCCCAUUUGGACGCGCUGAAGGACAUGGACGCGACGCACUGCCGCGCUGAACGCGGCGGGGCGCGCGCGCCGAGCGCGCUGCACCGCCGCGGCGAUGCCGCGCACUUCCACUUGCGCGGACCUCGCUGCGACGGCGGCUGCGGCGCGUGCAGCGGCGACGGGGCGUCGGCGGUGAAGGGCAUUAUUAUGGCUGGUCCGCCCGCGAGCCCACGGACGAGCAAACUCGACUCGUUCGCGACGAGGCCCGAACUGCGCGUCGGCGCCCGCGCGACGCUGGAGCGUUGGAUCCAGACUUUCGAAGAAAGCGUCGAGGCGCGCGUGGCCGCGGGGAUGGACUCGUCCGGCGCCGUCGCCGGCCUGCUCGGCAGCGGCCCGCGCAAGCGCCCCGCUGCCGCGAAGGUCAUCUUGCAGGUUGGCGAGUCUUUCUUGAACAAUUACAAGUUGCCCAAGUUGGCGAAGAGCGCGCGGCCGAAGAAAGACAAGCCGCGGCUCUGGGGCAAGAAGGAGCUUUUGGACAACAUCGAGGAGUUGUCGCCGCCCGCUGGGGGCAUCAUUUUCUCUGGGAAAUGGAGGGGGGGCAUCGCGGCCGCGAAGCAGUGCUGCAGUGGCACUGGCCUCGCCGAGCGGACGCUGCCGCGCGAGGUAGCGAACCGCUGCGCUGGCGAGAUCGCGAACGUCAGAGGGUUCACUACCAACCACGUAGAUCUUCAAUGGCCAUGGAUCAAGCGAUGGAUCAGGAAGCGCGACGGCGGCAUGCUGCCCGAGAGGGCCAACAGGGAGAAGUGGUCGAGGCCCGCCACGUCUGAUGGCGGCGUGGACCUCGGUGAUGAGUUCGGCGGCCUGGCCUUCGACGCGGCUCUGGAGAAGGAGAAGGGGGACAAGGUCAGCACGCGGUUUGACGCGUCAUACAGCGCCGACCUGCUGCGCAGCGACGGCUCCCUGCAGCCGCGGGCCCAGCUGAACCGCCGCGUUAUGGUGGACGACAUGGGCCUUAAGGCCAGGGACAUCGUGGCCGCGUUCUCCAGGAACGCGCGCAUGGGCUUCGACCUCAACAUCCGCAA